Molecule: messenger RNA, 1158 nt
Organism: Urocitellus parryii (Arctic ground squirrel)
Lineage: Eukaryota; Metazoa; Chordata; Mammalia; Rodentia; Sciuridae
Gene: Selenoh
Product: selenoprotein H
Cellular component (GO): Golgi apparatus
Source: RefSeq, a predicted model, not a curated record
UUGGCCUUGAAUUUUCAAUCCUGAUCCUCCUCCUUCCACCUCCCAAGUAAUGGAUUACAGGUGAAUGCCACCAUGCUGGACAAGAUCACUGUAAUAUGAAAGGGCAUAUUGUGUUUCACCAAAUGCUGGGCAUCAAUUCCCAGGAUUGAUGAUGGUUGGGGAAGACCGAUUUCUGUAAUCUAAAGUGCUAACCAGAGGGGGAUGCUUUGUGAACUUAAUUUUGGAUUGGUCUGUGCUUCCCAGGGAGGAAUUUGGGGAGCAUCAUAAAGCAUAGAAUUUAGUGCAACGCAUAGGCACCUAAACCUCUGUGUGGGAUAUGAAGCUUGCUUCCAGACUUGAGUCCCCGCCUCCCGGCAUGCCGGCCUCACCUGGUCCCCUCCACCCACAGCGCUUAAUGGUAGGGCCUGGUUCUCGCACUACCUCCCCCUUCUGGUAGGCGGAGUGGCUGGGCUCGAAGGUCCCGCCUCCCGGCCACGUGCGCGCUGCGGGGCUCGUUUUCCACUCUCGCGGGGAGUUUUUGUUUCCAUCUCCAAUCGGCUCGGCGCGCGGCUGGAUUCCAGGCGCCAUGGCUCCUCGCGGGAGGAAGCGGAAGGCCGAGGCCGCUGCCGUCUCCACGUCGGAGAAGCGGGAGAAACUGGAGAACGGCAAGGAACAAGUGGAGGAGGCGGUCGUCAUUGAGCAUUGCACUAGCUGACGCGUCUACGGGCGCAACGCCGCGGCCCUGAGCCAGGCGCUGCGCCUGGAGGCUCCGGAGCUUCCCGUGAAAGUAAAUCCUUCCAAGCCCCGGAGGGGCAGCUUCGAGGUGACCCUGCUGCGCCGAGACGGCAGCAGUGCCGAGCUCUGGACCGGGAUUAAGAAGGGACCCCCACGCAAACUCAAAUUCCCCGAACCUCAAGAAGUGGUGGAAGAGUUGAAGAAGUACCUUUCUUAGGGCCAUUUGGGCAGAAGUCCUCAUGCUGAGCUGUCUCUGGUGGUGUUGGAGCAUUUAUGAUGGGACAUGGCUAAACUUCAGUCAUGUACCUGAAGCCAUUUCUUCCACUCCAGAAAUGAUGAUACAGAUGAGGCAACCCUCUAGUAAGGCAUUGUAAAAAUAUUUGGUUUGUUUAAUAAAAGGUUAAAUAAAGUAUCUAAGAGUAAAAUUUAAUGUUGAUGGACAAA